Messenger RNA from Puccinia graminis f. sp. tritici CRL 75-36-700-3, 2642 nucleotides. RefSeq lists its product as uncharacterized. The transcript has 10 exons. Bases 47 to 2074 code for a protein of 675 amino acids. Gene Ontology annotation, biological process: mRNA splicing, via spliceosome. Gene Ontology annotation, cellular component: post-mRNA release spliceosomal complex. The record is from RefSeq and is a predicted model, not a curated record. NCBI's taxonomy places the organism in Eukaryota, Fungi, Basidiomycota, Pucciniomycetes, Pucciniales, Pucciniaceae.
GACCACUCUUGCUGUUCCCAACUAUUUACCAAAUACCAGCAAGAGGAUGAAAGAAUCAUCUCGGACUGAGAAAGAGAGUAAACACAAAUCGAGCAAGAAGAAACACCGAUCAAAACAUAAGGAGAAACGCGAUCGGACCGAGAAGGAGGAGGAGGAGUCUGAUGAGUGGGUCGAAAAAGAACAGCCAUCGGAACAUGUUACCAAGUCGCCCCCAAUCAUCCCUAAACCUAAACAUUUCACUCCAAACGAUGGUCAAGAUAACGAGAACAAGGAGACGAGAUCUUCAGGACGGGAGAGUUGGAUGAUAUCCAAGAACGGAUCAACAGGCGAACAGGGUACUCAGGAAGACGACUUUCUAAGUGGCCUGGGUACAUUGGUUAGCUCGAGAGUCAACAAGGAGAAAGAAGAUCAAGCAAAGGCCAAAGAAAAUGACUCACUUCGCCAGUCUUCUAGCUCUAUCAAACGCCUCGGAGCAGACGAUCCGGAUUACCAACCCAAUGCCCAACCUUCUCAAACGCCAGUCAUCCCAGGAGGACCCGGUUAUCAGUGGAGAUUGACAAAGCUAAAGCGAACUUUUGAUACAGCUAAAGAGGAGAAUCGGCCUAUUGAGGAAGUAGCUCUUGAAAGAUAUGGGUCGCUAGAAGCCUGGGAACAAGCCAACGAAGAACGUCGGAUCGUCGAGGAUCGUCGGAGCAAUUCUGGCCACGAGAGUGGGCGUAGUACACCUCGCCAGGAUUCCUCGUCCUAUGAGCGCCGAUACAUGUUCACCAACCAUGAGGGACACGGUAGUAGUAGUCGGCCAAACAGUCGUGCUGGCUUUCGCAAACCUAACUCUGUCCUGAAUACUCCGGAAGGUGGCCGUUUGACGACCAACAAACGCGUGGAUGAGAUCCGAGUUGGCCCUUCAACUUCCAAUCCCGUCUCACCUUCACCAUCUGGCCCAUCAACCCCCAUCCCUUCUGUCAUCAAUCCCCUUGCGAAUCGAGCAUCACAUGCUGGGACAACUAAGCCUCCAACGAACACAACCACGCUCAAUAAGCUUCAGGCCAGCAUACUCAAAGCUAAAAUGAUGAAUCCAGAAGCUGUCCCCGAGCUUGAAAAACAGUAUCAAGAAGCACUAGAUUCUCAAAAACACGAUUCAUCGUCUCAACCAACAGUAGAACUAAUCCCGUCCCUCGACGGAAGAGGAAGGAUGUAUGACAUUGGUGCUGGGAUCGAGUCUGAAGAGGCUACCUCAUCGAAGCCGGGAAACAAGAGGAAAAAGGAGGCCAAGUUCGAAACGCGUGAUCCGAAGACUGGAGAGCUGUUGAGAUUCAAUGCAGAUGAUGAUCAAAUCAGUUUAGGUCAAAUGGUCAGACAAGAGAAACUUCAAGCAGGCGCCGCUGACCAGAAAGAUUUUGAUGUCGAAAUGGCCUCAAGGAUUAUGGGUGAUGCGAAAUUCGAAAAUGAUCUUGAUUAUAUGGAUGAUAAUGCCGAUCGAUUGGCAAGGAAGAAAAUGAAAACGGACGCAUCGAAGCGAUUAUUCGCCAUCAAUGACUAUGCACGAACGAGAAAAGCGCUAGAAAGUUGCGAGUUUUGUUUCAAGGACGACGGAUCACCGCCGUCGAAUUUAGGGAUAAUCUCGAGUGGGACAAAAGUGUAUUUGAGUUGUACUCAAUUCGAAGAACUCGUCGAGGGGCAUUGUUGGAUCGUUCCCAUGCAACAUUGUCUUUCCACUUUGGAACUUGAUGAUGACGUGUGGGAUGAGAUUAGAAACUACAUGAAAUGUUUGAUGAGGAUGUUCUCAGAAAAACACGAUAAAGGGGUUGUUUUUUAUGAGACAGUUUUGAGCUUUAAACAUCAGCUGCAUACCUUUAUUGAAGUAGUCCCAAUUCCAUGGGAUUUAUUUAAUGAUAUACCUGCUUAUUUUCGGGAAUCCAUCAACUCGUGUGAAUCAGAAUGGUCUCAACACAAAAAGCUGAUCAAUUUUAGCGAUAGGCCGGGUGGUUUCCGAAAGGUCGAUGGUCUCCAAACUACCGUACUUUAUGAUCCAAUGAGAUUACAAGGGCGAAAAGGGCUUCGGACAUGUGAUUGAAGGCAAUGAUGAGCAAGUCGCUUCUAAGGGCGAUACUGGAGCAGAGGAAGAUUACACUUCGAUUGUGGAUGAUGGGUUAAAAGGAAGCAAAUUUCCCAGAUACUUUGCAGCCGAGAUCAUCGGGAAUCUGUUAGAAUUAGAACCCCACAAGUGGAGGAGACCUAAACGGAUUGGCAAUCAUCAUCAUCAUCAUAAAAAUCAUCAUGAACGCAGUAAGAAUAAUAAUGGUUCUAGUAGUGGGAGUAGUAACAAUACUUUGUCAGGUUUGAAUCGGACUCGAGUUGAUAAGUUUUUGAAUCAGUUGGGAUAUUCUAAGUUUGAUUGGAUCGGUCUGUUGUAAUCAUCCACUUUUUUUUUUUUUCAUGGAUGAAUCGUUCCUCUUGGGAUUUUGUGUUUUGGUUGAUCAUGUAAAGUAUUUCUUCGAUCAAGUCAUUCAUGUAAAAGAUUGUUCAGUUCAGUAUAUGCCUUUACCAUCAAUGCAGUUUCUCGUUAGUUGGUCAAAGCCACACGGCGAUACUUCUAGAGCUGUCUCCAGUUCCUCCUAGGCGCUUCGUUGGGUUUGAACUUU